UGUGGAGUGAGAAGCGUUUUUAAGAAACGUAAGUGAAAUAUUAAACAGUGCGUGAAUUCUAUUUUGUUAAUUAACUAAAAUUAUAUUAAAGUUUAAGAGGAAGCAAAUCGAAAUAUCUAUGAUUAACUGCUGCCUGUCUUUGUCCGCGUUUAUUGGUCUUUCACGAAUCCCUUAUUAUUUUUAAUAUAAGUUGGGAUUUAAUUUCGAUUCCAGUACAAUAAAAUUUCAGAAGUAAAUUAAAAUCUAUUUGUUAAUUUACAAACUGACGCAGCACAGCGCGCUACACAGUCGACACUACAAUAGGGUGUUUCUUAAUUCACCAAAUAGGAGAUUAUUCUCUAAGUGUUUAUUCUUUUGCCAAAAAUUAAGAGACAUUGAAGACAACCUGAGACCAUAAGACUAUAAGAACAACAUAAGACUUCAAAAAGCCACCGAGAAAAAUAAAGAACAAGGAAAAGUAUGAAGAAAAUAAUUUAAAGCUGUAUCUUAAAUUAAAUUACUUAUAAUGCGUGUGGAAAUACCAGAGUGCCAGCGUUGCUGCUGCUGUUUGCCGUUAAGACGUGGUGUUCUGGUUUUCGGAUAUCUUAACUUGGCGUUUACAAUAUUCGUAAUCACAAUAGAGGCAUGGGUCUCGAUGGGAGAGUAUGCACCCUACUCCAUGACGAUGAUCAGAGGGGUACAGUUCCACAGCCACCUGUGGCUCUCGAUGUCGCUGCAGGCUGCGGAAAUACUCUUCAAUAUUGUUCUACUAGUUGGAGCUCACAUGAAAAAGCCACAGCUAAUGCGAGCGUACUACUACUACGGUAUAACAACGACUGUUGCAUCCAUCGUGACAUUUAUGGUUCUGUGGGUGAAAAUAGAUUGUAGACGCUGUUCCGGGAUAGACUACCUUAUGGAAGCCGCCUUCCUUGUUUGCGGUAUAGGAAUCCAAGUCUAUCUCCUGCUGCUCAUCAGAAGUGAACUGCGCAAGAUAAAGCAAAACAGCCAAAAUAUAUGCUACGUGAACCACGCGUCGGAGUUAAUGGUUGAAGCACCCCUGCAUAUAGGAAAUAAUCCUUUCUAGACGAUGAAAAAAAUACUGUUUGUUAUGAAAAUAAAAAUAAAACUUAAUAAUUGUAUUUUAGCAAAAGUGCUACUUAUUAAUUUAAGUUAUUUAUUGUUUUGUAAUUAAGAUUUAUCAUACAUCGUAUCAUUCUAUGGUCAGUAUUGAAAUAUAAAUUAUUAAAUAGCUUUUG
Molecule: messenger RNA, 1235 nt
Organism: Pararge aegeria (speckled wood butterfly)
Lineage: Eukaryota; Metazoa; Arthropoda; Insecta; Lepidoptera; Nymphalidae
Exons: 4
Coding region: 506-1063 (185 amino acids)
Source: RefSeq, a predicted model, not a curated record